AUCUAGGACAAUUUUGCUGACAAGGAAAAUGAAAAAAGUUUCCAUAUUUUCACGAUUUUAUCACUGUAAUGUCUUGAAUAAGAUAAAAUAAAAUGGAGGAAAUAGAGUGUAUACAGGUCAAGUUAGAACUUGGACAUAAGGCAGCUUUCCGUAAGAAACCUACCAAAGAGGGAUUCACACAUGACUGGAAAGUAUUCGUCAGGGGUCCUCAUGGAAGUAACAUUGAACACUUUGUGGAAAAAGUUGUGUUUCAUUUGCAUGACAGUUUCCGGAAGCCAAAGAGAGCUGUCAAGGAACCCCCGUACCAAAUAGCUGAAUCUGGUUAUGCUGGUUUCCUGCUUCCGAUUGAAAUAUACUUCAGAAACAAAGAUGAACCAAAGAAGAUUCGCUUCCAGUAUGACAUGUUCCUUCAUACCGAAGGAUGCCCACCGGUCAAUAAUGUUCGCUGUGAAAAACUCACCUUUCAGAAUCCAACAGAGGAUUUUAGAAAGAAACUGCUUAAAGCUGGUGCACUUCUUGUGACUCCUACUGGUGAACCUCUUCCAGGCCAGGUCAUUCCAUCUCCACACUCACAGAGGAGCAGCAGUGAUGAGGAACAUGUGGAUCUCGAACAUGACAACUUAUCUUCAAGAUCAUCUUCGUCCUCCAACAGUCCUGAAAGUAGUACCUACUCCAGCCAGUUUAAUGCUCCCAUCCGCCUAGAGAAAACUGAGAGUUUAAAGAAGCCAAAGUCGGAUAAGUCCAGCGGUGGUGGGACACCGAAGGAAUCGCCUAAAGUUAAAAGUAUAUCCAGCAUGACCCCUUCUGUGUUCAAGAAGGAACGGGAAAAAGAAUUCAAGGUUUCUACAUCGAAAGAACGUGAGAAGGACAAAGACAGUGAACGAACUAAAGUAGGUCACAAACGCCCAAAGGAGUCUCCUCCUCCUGGAGAGUUUGUUCCUAAAAAGUUGAAAAAGGAAGAGAAGCCAAGGGAGAAAAUUGACUCAGAUGUGAAAAAGGAGAAAUCAAGUUCAUCUUUUGUGAAAAAGGACCGCCAUUCAUCUCAGAGUCGUGAGAAAGGAAAAGAUAGAGAUCGCAGCGAUGCGAAGAAAGACAGAGAUAAAAAAAGUAGCAUUAAGGAGAAAGAUAGAAAUCGUGAGACUGAGGGAAGUGGGAGGGACAAGGGGAAAGACAGAGAAAGGGAAAGGGAUAGGGAUAGGGAUAAAGAAGGGAGUAGUAAGGGUAAGGAGGGUAAAGGGAAAAGUGACAAAGAUAAAUCUAGGCAUGAGAAUUCGUCUUCGUCACAAAGUUCAUCAAGUAGUGUUAAGAAAGAGAAGAAGUCUCCACAUUCUGAAACAUCUGAAAAAAGUUUAUGUUCUUCUAGUUCUGAUGUAAAACAUAAGGAGAAGCAUUCUCCAUCAAAAGAAUCUUCAGGUUCUAAAGAACAUAAAAAGGACCACGGUGAAAAUAAGCAUAUCUCGAAAACUAAAGAUAAGGAACGAAGUAAGGACUCAUCAGAUGCUAAACACAAGGAAAAAAGUGAGGCUAAGGAUAGAUCAAAAGAUAAAUUGUCUACUUCACAUGAUAAGGAAAGAGAAAAAGAUAAGGAGAAAAAGCAUGAUAGAGAUCAGAGUAAAAGUGAUAAGAAAUCCAAGGAGAAGUAUAAAGAUAAAGACAGUGGGAAGUCAUCAGAGGGUAAAGUGAAAGAGAAAUCUCGUGAAUCAAAACAUGAGGACUCGAAAAGUAAGGAUAAAUCUGGUAAGUCUUCGAGUGAGAAGAAGAAAGAAAGGUCUUUUGAAAGUGGGAAAGUGUCCAAAGAUUCGGUUGACUCUAAAAGAGAAAGGGAUAGUCAGAACUCUUGUCAGUCUGAGAGGAAAAGAGAUACGGAUUCAGUAUCCUUGGAUUUAGACAAUGAAUCUGUUAAAAGUUUCGAAGUCAAGUCUUCAAAAAGUGAUUCUCAGUCAAAGGGUCAUGAGAGUAAACAGAGGAGUGAAAGUAGUCAUAAGUCAUCUUCUAAAAGUCAUGAUAAAUCAUCAAAAUCUAGUAAGUCAUCCAAAAGUUCGGAGAACAAAGAUAAAAACCGAGAUUCAAGUAAAUCUAAAAGUCACAGUGGUAAGUCGACUAAGGACAAGGACGAGGAAAGAUCACACAAGAAAGACAAGGAAAAAAAAGAAGUGGAAUCGAAAAAGUCAUCGAAAGAAACACAGAAAAUAUCUAAGUCUGUUGAAAAAAGUGCAGCGAAGAAACCAAAGGAUUCAGAGAACAGAAAGCUUAUAGCAUUUAAUGAUCUGGUUAGUACUGGUGAGCAGUCAGAUGAUGAUCCUUUUGAUGUGCCAACAACUAGGGAUGAUGAUGAUGAUGCUUUAAGUGAAAGUUCUAGUAUCAGCUUCUCCUCAAUACCUGUAGGUGGCUCUGGUAAAGCUCUUGGGACGCUGAUUGCUGAAAUCGCGAAUCAGACUGAUGCAGAUGAUGAUGAUGAUGAUGAUGAUAACGAUGGUAUACUUUCACCUUUGCCAAUGACUCCUCCUUUUCGUUCUCAUAGUCGAACUGACAGUACUCCUCCAAGUUCGAGGGAGUUCACUCCUUCCCAGUCAAAGGCAGAUCCUGGCAGGUCAAUCAAAGAAAAAGAGAAAGAACGAGUUAGAGAAAAAGAAAGCGAAAGAGAAAAAGAAAGAGAAAGGGAAAGAGAUGUGGAUGAAAGGCAAUCAAAGAGCCAUUCAAAAUCGAGAAAAGAGAAAGAGGAAAAGGACUCGAAGCAGAAAUCAGAGAAACACAAACGAAAAGAAGAGUCAUCAAAAGAGAAAAAGAAGAAAUCUCAUGAUAAAGAGGAAGAGAGUUACAAAGAACGAACGAUAAAGAAAGAACAUUCAACACCAAAGAAAGAUAUCUCUCCUAAGAAGGAGGAUACUACAUUGAAGAGAUACGCUUCUCCUAAGAAGGAGAGUGCAACACCAAAGAUAUAUGGAACACCAAAGAAAGAAGAAAUAACCCUGAAGAAAGAAAGUUUGACACCAAAGAAAGAUGCAAUGAAGAAGGAAACUCUUACAAGAGAAGUGACCCCAAAGAAAGAGAAGAAAUCAAAAGAGGUGGUGAAACGAGAAGAAGAAGUGGUGAGGAAGAAAUAUUCUCCUAUGUUCACACCAACAACAGAAGAGAGUGAGGAAGAAGUCAUCGUACCUGUUGUGCCAAUUGUUGAAACACCAAAGAAAAAACGAGGGCGUAAACCAAAGAGUGAGUGUAAAGAGAAUCGUGAAUCGGGGCGGGAUGCCGACUCUGAAAAGUCAUCCCUGAAGAAGAAAGUGAAGCGUUCCAAAGUGGAGGUACAUAGUGAUUCUGAAUCGGAAGAAGUUAUUGGUACACCACGGAAAAAGAAAGGAAAGAAGGCUAGAGAACACAGGGAGAGUCCCAAAAGACUUUAUGACGAUAGUGAUGAUGAUGAUGAGCUUCCUGCUAGGCGGAGUAUCGAAGAACCUAAGCAAAAUUCACCACCACGGAGUAGGCCGAGAUUGUUUUCAACUGACUCCGAAACUGAACCAGAUAAUUCUAUAAAACCAGUGGAACAUUUAAAUGAGAUGAUUACAGAGUCGUCAGUGCUGCAAGUGGAAGAUAUCAGUCCAGAAACAAAACCUGUGGAAGAGAGUCCAAUUGUUGCUGUUGAGGAAAUCUCAGACGAUGAUAUGGACGUGGAGACCCCUGAGGAGCAAGUCUUUCAUCCGAUCAUUACCGGCAUACCGCCACCUGUGACCGAAAAACGCAGCGAGUAUUCAGACAAAUCAGUGCCACUUACCGACGAUUAUUUAUUACAAUUGGCCAGAAUGAGAGAAGUUAUGAUGGAAUCUCGUGACACAGAUCUUAUCCAAAAAAUAGUUGAUGUCUUGGAAGAAACCGGUGCUUUUUCGAUCAGUGAUUCAACAUUUGAUUUUGACCUGUGUUCCCUUGAUAAAAAUACCAUUCAAAAGUUAAUGUUUUGUCUUCAACCCUUCACAUCUGUUCAUUGAAGGAUUUUUUUCUUUUUUAUGUUUCUUUUCAUUUGGUGCUUUUUAUAUUUCAACUCUGCCAGGGCGAAUAGCUCCACUGUGUCACAUCAUGUUACCUGUAUGUUUAUAUCAGCGAAUCCUGUCCUGUCUCAAGAAAAUACUAGACUAUACAUACCCUUAUCUGGUCAGCCACCAACCCAGCAAUCAUGUUUGUGUUCCGGUGAAACUUCUAAGCAAUACCGGUACUCACACAGUUCCAUUAUGUUGGAAAAGGCCAACAAGUAUAGGCUAUUUGAAUGAUCUUAAAUGCUCUGAGGAAUUGGCUGAUACUAUUUCUUCCAUUUUUACAUUCUCAGUGUAAUACAGUCAUGCCUGCCGUUGAAUCGACAUAUAGUUAAGUUUUGGUCCUUUUGUUUUCAACCCACCAAUGAGUGAAAGGAAAUACUCUUUGCAGCUGGAGAAUGUUGGGGAUUAUCAGGUAUGACCGUAUUCUUGACUGUGUCAAAACUAAGGGUGAAAAGUGCUUGAAAUAUAACUAAAUACUGUUGACAAAUUUAUGUUGGUUGUGAGAUGUCUAUUGACAAUUGUACAUCAGUCGUUUGUUAAAUAGGCAUAUUGUACAGGUGCUCCUUGGUGGCCUAAACCCUGUCGCCACAGUAUAUUGCAUGGUGUGAAAUAACUGUACUGAGACUGCCAUUUCUGUGCCGUACUGUGGUAACAGAAACACUGUAAUGAGGUUUAAGUACUAUGCAGAUAUCCACAGAGGACAUUUAUGCUGCACCUCUGUUUGUGCAUUUUGCCAAUUCCCACAUGCUUUUUAGCUCACCUCUUAGCAGAGGUGAGCUUAUCCCAUACCGUGGCGUCCGUCGUCCGUCGUCGUCGUCGUCGUCGUCCGUCGUCGUCCGUCGUCCGUUAGCAGGGCACGUUUCGUAACUGUUAGAGCUAUUGAGUUGAAACUUGGUACACAUGUACCCUUAUGUAAUGACACCUUGGAGACCAAGUUUCGGUCCGAUUCGUUUCAUGGUUUGGCCACCAGGGGGCCAAACGUUAAAAGUGAAAAUAUGCAAUAUCUCCCUUAAUAGUAGUCGGGAAAUUUUGAAAAAAAUAUGGUAGGUACUUCUAGCAAAGGUGCAUCAUAUAUCCUCCGGGUUUUUGAUUUGACCUCCUUUUCAAGGUCACAGAGGUCAAAUGGUGUAAAUUGGCCGUUAGGAUGUAACGAUGGCACGUUUCUAAACUGCAAUGACUAUUCAUACCAAAUUUGGUACACAUUUACCUCUUAGUCAGGUGAUCUCAGGGACUGAAGUUUGGUCCAAUAUGAUUCACCACUUGACCACCAGGGGGCAAAAUCCAAAAACCUUAAAAAUGUGAUUAUUCCUUAACUUCUUGCCCGAUUGCCACCAAUUUGAUAUCAUGGGUACAUCUAACCACCAUACAGUAUAUGUCACACAGGUUUUUAAUUUGACCUUCUUGUCAAGGUCACAGAGGUCAAAUGGCGUAAAUUCGCCGUCAGGCCGUAACUAUGGCACGUUUCUUAACUGCAAUGACUAUUGAUCACAAAUUAAGUACACAUGUACCCCUUGGUCAGGUGAUCUCAGGUAUCGAAGUUUGGUGCGAUCUGAUUUGCCGUUUGGCCUCCAGGGAGGGGGCCAAAUCCUAAAUUCUUCAAAAUGCCAUUAUUCCUAGUAAUGACUUGCCCGAUUGGCACCAAUUUUAUAUCAUAGGUACAUCUAAUUCUAACAACCAUUCGAUGUGUCACCCGGGUCUUCUUUGAUUUGACCUACUUUGCAAGGUCACAGAGGUCGAAUGUACUGUAAAUUGGCCAUUUUGGGGAAAUUGUAAUUGCUUGGACCUACAUCAAACCUAACACUACAUGACACAAUACAAUGCUCUUUAUCCAUCUUUCCUCCACAUGAGGUGAGCACAAUGGCCCUGGCCAUUUCAUUUUAAUCAACGAACCUGAAUGUCUAGAAGAAACAAUGAGAAUGGCAACUUGAUUUUAAAUCAGAUAAUCUCACAUGAACUGUAUGUUUUAAAAACAUUUCGUCCUGUUUGCAUUGUGCAACUGAACUGUCUUCUGAUCUCUGAUAUUUGCUUGUUGGUGCCUACAGAGUGAGUAAAGUUGUGGGAAAGAGGUGGUUUGAUGUGAUCAGUUUAUUCAGAGAAGGGGGAAAUUACACUUCUUGAUGUUUGUACAGCUGACUAACAUAACAUUUUUGUUGCAAUUAGGUUGCCAACAAUUGAAAACUGCUUUUGUUGAUGCUGAUGUAUGUGUUUAGUAAAUACGCUGAAAUGAGGCAGGGUUGGCGCGCCCGUUCGUGGCGAAUGCUGCACAUGAUUGGCGAAUGUAAAACAAUGUCUGGCUAAAAAUUUCAAUUUGAAUUGCCAUGAUUUGGCGAGAGAGUAAUAGUGUUGUGCGAAAAUUGAUACUUCCACACCAAAUGCACCAAGGAACGAUCGUUAGUCAGUCGAACUUUAUCAUAUUUACGGGCGGCCGCGCUAUUACACGUGGUUGCUAUCGUCUGCAUUGUAGUUCUACCCGUUGCCGCUACAGUGAUUUUGGUGGCGCUGGUGGUCGCCUUACGCAUACAUUAUCGGCUAGAUUCCCGCUCGCUUCGUUGCCAUGGAGUCUCCGGUCACGAGUUCCUCGAAUCGUUCGUUGAUUUGCUAGUCUCAGUACUGGCGAGCUGCCAUUCUCGCACAUGUUAGGCCUACUAUUGGCUGGGUCGGCCCCAAGAUGGACAAACGAUCGGCAAUGGCUAGAGCUGACUCAAUAUGGCUAAAAGUGACAGCCACUUGGCUAAAGAGGAAAAGAUUCACAGAGCCAACCCUGUGAGGUACCUAUUCAGAUCAAUGUAUUUUGUCAUUGAUUAUGUGUUGCAUCCGCUAAAACUUAAGAGAGGCUAAAACCAAAAAUUAUAGCUUUUCUUAAGAUUAUUUUGUCAUCAAUGUAAAAUUGAAAACUGUCCUGGUUAUUUGACCUAAAAGCCAUCAUAAUAAGGCACAGUAGCCUCCUUUGAGUCUUCAAAGGCAGCCCUUUUAUUCUGACUCGUAGUAUUUAAAUUUUUGU
Lineus longissimus is the source of this 7023-nucleotide messenger RNA. RefSeq names its product myb-like protein X. The transcript is spliced from 5 exons. The coding region runs from base 93 to 3977 and encodes 1294 amino acids. Lineage: Eukaryota; Metazoa; Nemertea; Pilidiophora; Heteronemertea; Lineidae. Gene Ontology annotation, molecular function: chromatin binding. Gene Ontology annotation, biological process: positive regulation of DNA-templated transcription. Gene Ontology annotation, cellular component: transcription elongation factor complex. The record is from RefSeq and is a predicted model, not a curated record.